AUGGCUGCCCAGGUGCCACCUGACGUCUUGGGCACCGCUGUGGGCGUCCUCGUUUACAGCUUGAUCUGUCUCAUCAGCGGCUUCUUUCUCCUGUGGCUGGUCUGGGUCCACGAGGAGCGCAAGAGUUACGUCGCAGAGCUCAAUAUCACGGGCGCGUCGACCGGCUUGGAUCUAGUCUUGUUCUACAUCCAAUACUACUCCUACAAUGUGGAAUCUCUGCUCGUGUUCUUUUGGGCCGUCGAGCUGGCAAACAGCAUCUUCCAGCUUCGCAUCACCAAGAUAUACCGCUUCCACGCGAGCCUCGUCGCCAAAGCGAUAGCCGCCCUUCUGCCCGUCGCCCGGAUGGUCCUGCUCCGCUUCAGCGGCAUCGACAAGAGCACCGUAGCAUUCAUGGCGUUAGCCGACGCCAUCAGUGCGAAGGCCUUAUACUCCUGGCCAUCCUGUGUCGUUAUAUUCAUUCCCGCAUCACGCUCGCCUCCUUGGAAUGUCGGAUACGCCCGCCAGCAGCAGUCUGCCUCGGGAGGCGCUUACGGCGCACGCUACGGCCGGCCCGUUCCCAAAAAGACCAUCUACGACGACAGGUGGCUGGUCCUUCGGUUUAGCGUCGCCUUUUGCGCACUCAGUCUCUUCCAAAUCGUCGUCGUCAAUUUCCAGCUCCGCGCGGCCGCGACCAACAACCGCGCCAACAUUCCCCCCGAGCUCGACCUCAGCGCCACCCGCGCCCGUGGCGACUUUGCCCUCUUCGCCCCGGCCCCGUCCGCCGUCCUCUUCGCCAUUCUCGUCUUCGCCACCAGGCCCGGAACCGGGGCGGCGUCGUGCUGGGGUUGCCCGACAUGGGUGGCGCUGCUGGUGCUGCCGGCGGCGGCCGUAGCGGGAGCAGGAGGGAGGGAGGUGAUGGUCCUUAGUUGGGUGAGUGGCUGA
Messenger RNA from Thermothelomyces thermophilus ATCC 42464, 921 nucleotides. RefSeq lists its product as uncharacterized. Lineage: Eukaryota; Fungi; Ascomycota; Sordariomycetes; Sordariales; Chaetomiaceae. The coding region runs from base 1 to 921 and encodes 306 amino acids. The record is from RefSeq and is a predicted model, not a curated record. The transcript is spliced from 7 exons.